Astyanax mexicanus (Mexican tetra) is the source of this 726-nucleotide messenger RNA. Its product is annotated as oxidized low-density lipoprotein receptor 1-like. Lineage: Eukaryota; Metazoa; Chordata; Actinopteri; Characiformes; Acestrorhamphidae. The transcript has 4 exons. Bases 1 to 726 code for a protein of 241 amino acids. The record is from RefSeq and is a predicted model, not a curated record.
AUGGCGGGGGUGAUCUAUGAUCAGGUGGGCAGUUUGGAGCUUCGUCAGAUGGACAGAGGAGAGCGAGUGGAAAAGAAGGUGGAUAUUUAUGAAAGUGUAGACGCUCUUAGAGUUCAGGAGACCGAGGACGCCAACACAGUCUACACUUUACCAGCUGUUAGAAGAAGAGGCAGAAGAUGCUCCAGACUGACUGCAGUGUGUUUAGGACUGCUGUGUGUUCUCCUGAUGAUCACCAUCAUACUGUACUACAUGCACUCUGUAAAAGAAAGAGAUCAGCUAAAGAACAGCAACCAGAACCUGACUAAAGAAAGAGAACAGCUACAGACCAGCAUCCAGAACCUGACUAAAGAAAGAGAUCAGCUACAGACCAGCAACCAGGACCUGGCUAAAGAAAGAGAUCAGCUAAAGACAAAGAACAGCUGCAGGAAGCUGACUGAGGACUCCACUCUUCAAACCGGAUCUGGUGAUUCAGAUCAGUCUCUUGGCUGUAUUAAGCCCUGUAUGAAAUCUGGAAGCUGUUAUCUAUUCAUUUCUGGAUGGAGAAACUGGGAAGAGAGCAGGAAGGACUGCAGAGAGAGAGGAGCAGAUCUGGUGAUCAUUAAGAGUCAAGAGGAACAGAAGUUUCUCAGUGAUGUUUUUGGGAGCUCUGUGUUCUGGAUUGGAUUGAGUGAUGCUGAACGUGAGGGUACCUGGAAGUGGGUGGAUGGAUCAGUGCUGACUGGGUAA